AGUCAGUUCAGGUUCGGUCCCUUUGGAGCAGUGCCGCAGUGUCCAAGUGUUCAAGUUUUUCGUGUGUCGUUUUUUUUAUGGCCGGGUAAUGUCGCAGCGCGGACGCACGAGGAGCCCCCCGGGCCCCUCGGCCCUUGCCUGGGCCCUUUGGACCCUCUCGAUCGGUCUGAGCGUGGGACAGCAGUGUCCGCUGCCGGCGGUUCCUCUGAACUCGAGGGUGAGCCUGAGCAGCAGCACCCCCGGCGUGGGCGCCACGGCCACCUACUCGUGCGACGACGGCUACGAGCUCUUCGGAUCGAUCUCGUUGCCCUGCGUCCAACAAGGAUCUCGCGCGGUCUGGCAGGGAGACCUCCCAUUCUGCGGCACAAACGUGGCUUACAGGAAGCCGGCGAACCAGUCGUCGUCGAUGAGAGGCGGCGCCGCGCCGAACGCGGUCGACGGUGACAAAGAGGUCAUCCAUGACGGCAAAAGGUGCACCGAGACGGGCAGGGAGCCCUCGCCCUGGUGGAGAGUUGAUCUGCUCAGGGAGUACCCUGUCAGGGCCGUCAGACUCACUUCAAGAGGAUGCUGCGGUCACCAAUUGCUGCAGGACCUGGAAAUCAGGGUGGGCAACAGUUCUGAUUUGCAGAGAAACCCUCUUUGUGCGUGGUAUCCAGGCACGAUAGAUGAGGGCACGACAAAAAUUUUCACUUGUGCCAGGCCGAUCGUCGGCAGACACGUUGCCGUGCAAAUGGUCGGCGUCGAAGGGUCUCUCUCCCUCUGCGAGGUGGAGGUUUUCACCACUGACGAAUUUUCGAACGAGCGUUGCGUGCCGAGCGGCGUGGUGCAGGAGGGCAGCGAGUCGGCCGUCUUCUCGCGCACGUGCUACGAGUUCCACACAACCAAGGGCGCCUCUUACGAGCAGGCGAGGGCCUCAUGUCGGCGGGUGCCCGGCGGAGACCUGCUGCACGCCCCUGGCACAGCGCACAACGGCUUCGUCCUCUCCGAACUGGAACGCAGGAAGCCCAAGCUGAAGACUCAGCUCGUGUGGCUCGGCGCCACCCGCGACCCUGGAUACACCUCCCGCACCUGGCGAUGGGUCAACGGAGAGGCGGUUGGCAAGCCUGUGUGGGGAAAGGACCAGCCAAAUAACUACAAUGGCGAGCAGAACUGCGUGGUUUUGGACGGUGGCCGCGGGUGGCAGUGGAACGACGUCGGUUGCAACCUUGACUACCUCCACUGGGUGUGCCAGCACCAGCCGGCCGCGUGCGGCAGUCCAGAUCGCAACCUGAACACGAGCAUCGCCGGCGGAGAUCACGUCGUCGGCAAGUCGAUCACCUACUCGUGUCCCGAGGGUCACAUGCUGGUCGGGAACGCGACCCGCGAGUGCCUCAACACUGGCUUCUGGUCGGGCGUGGCUCCCACUUGCAAAUACGUGGACUGCGGUUCGAUCAAGGCUCCAGAACACGGCUCAGUGCAGAUGCUGAGUGGAAGAACGACACACGGAGCAUUGGCCGAAGUCACCUGCGAGAGCAACUACACCCUGAAGGGUGACGCAAAGAAAAAGUGCGGUGACGAGGGUGUCUGGUCCGGAGAAGAGCCUCAGUGUCUCUUUGCCUGGUGUCCCGAGCCGCCGGAGGUUGCCGGAGGACGCGUGGAGAUGACAGGACGCAAAGCUGGCUCCACUGCCACCUACAAGUGCCAAGCUGGCUUCAUCCUUCUCGGCGAAGCUGUUCUGACUUGCGGCCUGGGGGGCACGUGGUCGGGCCGCGCGCCAGAGUGUCGAUUUGUGGACUGCGGGGCGCCGGCCAACACGUUCCACGGCCGCGUUGAGUUGCUGAACGCGACCACGACGGCCGGCAGCGUGGCCAGGUACGAGUGCGAGGCCGACUACUGGCUCGAGGGCGACUCCAUCAUCACCUGCGGACUCGACGGAAAGUGGAGCGCCCACACGCCCUCCUGCGAACUGAUUACGUGCGAGGAGCCUGAGGUGCCGAAUGGUGGCUUCGUGAUCGGCUACGAUUUCAACGUGCAUUCGCGCAUCGAGUACCACUGCGAGCCGGGACACUUGCUGCGUGGAGAGCCCACGCGCGAGUGCAACAGCAACGGAGAGUGGUCCUCGCGCGCUCCUUCCUGCCAAUACGUGGACUGUGGAAAAUUCUCACCUGUGCCAUACGGCUCGGUAAAGUUGCUCAACGACACGACCUACGUGAACAGCGAGGUCGAGUUCUCGUGCGUGCGGAAUUACAGACUGAGCGGAGGCCAGGCGCACCGCGUUUGCCAGGAGGACGGAUCGUGGAGUGGAUCCACGCCAAGAUGUGAAGAAAUUCGUUGUCCGGAGCCUGUGCUGGCCGAGCACGCGAUCCUGAGCGUGACAGGUAACGACCGCGCCUACGGACGAACCCUGAUCAGGACGGCGGCCGAGAGCAACGCCAACUCGGCCGCGACCUACAAGAUUUCGGCGCAGGCCAAGUACAGGUGUGAACGCGGCUACCGACUCAUCGGCGAAGGGCUGCGCACCUGCGAAGAGUCGGGCAUCUGGAGUGGCGGUGUGCCACAAUGUGAAUACGUUGACUGUGGUCAGCCGGAAGAAAUUCCGUUCGGACGGGUCAACCUGGCCUCCAACGCGACCUACUACGGCGUCGUCGCGCUUUAUGACUGCGUCAAGAACUACAAAAUCGACGGUUACGAGCGAAGAAUGUGCCUUGAAAAUGGCUCUUGGAGUCACUCACCUCCCGUUUGCUCAGAAAUCCUGUGUCCGUCCCCGACGCAAGACAACGGUCUGAUCGCCCAGGUGAGCUCGUACAGCGUGGGUGGCGUUGCUCGCUACUUCUGCCCCAGGGGCUACAACAUGGAGGGCAACGACACCCGCGUCUGCCUCCAGGGUGGAACCUGGAGCGGCUACAUGCCCGCCUGCAGAGCCGUUGACUGCGGACACCCUGGAAUAGUCGAAAACGGCCGCGUGGUGCUGCCCAACCAGACGACGAUCUACCUGAGCCCUGUCGAGUACCACUGCAUUCCGCAGUAUAAACUGGUUGGCCAAUACCUGAGGCGCUGCAAGGAGGACGGAUCCUGGUCUGGAGACGAGCCCACUUGCGAACAAGCUUCCUUGGCGGACAGUGCAGCCUCCCAGCAGAUGGGACUCAUCAUCGGCAUCUGCGCCGGAGUGCUGCUCUUCCUGCUGCUCCUGCUCGGAGUUUUUUACAUGAGACUGCGGAGGCCAACGCUGGUGAAGAAUUCUGAAAACGUGCAGGGUGCCGAGGUGAAGGAGGAGACGCGUGCGGCGGUGAUGUCGUACGCGACGCUGAGCGACCCGUACAACCGCGGACCGAACAUCUACGAGAACAUCGCCGGCGAGACGAACACGUACGACACGCCGUACGAGACGGCCGGCCGGCGGGACAGCGGCGACAGCGGCCACUACGAGCCGUCGCCCACGCCCACCAGGGUCGAGAGCACGGUCACCAUCAACGGCGUCGCCAUUCGCUGACCUGCGCGGCGCCACAAUUGUGAUACACGAACACGACUUUAGGACGAAUGAGAGUGAACCUUUAUUUUUAGUUAGUUAGCUGUGUACAUAAUAGCUGGGUAAUUUUUAUUUUUAUGAUCCGAUGCGUGUGAAUACGUGAAUAAAUUUUAGAUGUAUGUCUAAAUUAUGUGCGACAAUUUAA
Messenger RNA from Cloeon dipterum, 3650 nucleotides. RefSeq names its product furrowed (gene fw). Lineage: Eukaryota; Metazoa; Arthropoda; Insecta; Ephemeroptera; Baetidae. The coding region runs from base 89 to 3469 and encodes 1126 amino acids. The transcript is spliced from 20 exons. The record is from RefSeq and is a predicted model, not a curated record.